CAAUCCUGGUAAACACAUUACAAUCAAUUGUAACGUAAAAAAAAACCAACCAACAGUAUUUCAACUACAACAUUUCAAAGUAAACAACAGCGAAAACGGAAGUUGGCAGUUAAAGCUCCAAAAACAUUUUAAAAACUCUAGCUGAACCUAACAACCUAACUCAGUUCAUUAACUACCACAUUCUCCCAGAAGAAAUACCUUGAUUACCUUUGCUUAACCAUGUUUUUCCAUUUGAGAAAUGUUUUCUACAUGUCGGCUGCCAUCAUUGUAUUGAUUCAGUUAUUCAGUUCAUUUGGAAUAACAAAUGGCAUCGAACUACCUUUGGAGCUGUUGCAUGAGGGUGUUAAUGGUGCUGCCAAAUCCCGAGAUUAUACACGACGCAUGACAUUUCCUUUGGUCUCAACUGAUAAUGGUGUUGAAUUGCCACCCAAUGUUGAGGACAGCAAUAUGGAUUUAAAUGGACCCAAUGGCUUUAGCAGCAGCAGUGCACUAGAGGAUAAUGAUGAUUUGGCUGAUGAUUUACCCAUGAAAAGUGGAAUGCCUCAGUGGUUGCAAAUGCAACUACAGGAAACAGAAGUACAGCCACAUAACAACUACCAUAACCAACUUCUCUCCUCCUCUUCCUCGCAGCUGCCUAAACACAAACAACAAUCCUCCAGCCAACAUCAACAUCAUCAUGAAAGUCAUCAGUUACACUCCUCCACCACCGCUAACUCUUCUCCUCUACGACGCUGCUCCAUUGACAUUUCCAGCAAAAUUCCUGGCAUUUGUCAAACCAUGGGAUCUAUUGGCAGUGCCUGUGUAUCUGGUGACUAUAUUGAUGUCUUCAAUGCCGCCUGUUUGUAAAUUAUUCGCCGCUCAUUUUACUCAUUCUCUCCAUACUCCAUAACUUUUGAAAUUGUAAAUUUAACCAGCCAUUACACUCUGUGAUUGUUUUGAA
This is a messenger RNA of Lucilia sericata (common green bottle fly), 940 nucleotides long. RefSeq lists its product as uncharacterized. The transcript has a single exon. The record is from RefSeq and is a predicted model, not a curated record. NCBI's taxonomy places the organism in Eukaryota, Metazoa, Arthropoda, Insecta, Diptera, Calliphoridae. Bases 220 to 846 code for a protein of 208 amino acids.